Dendronephthya gigantea is the source of this 1410-nucleotide messenger RNA. Its product is annotated as zinc finger MYM-type protein 1-like. The coding region runs from base 1 to 1410 and encodes 469 amino acids. Lineage: Eukaryota; Metazoa; Cnidaria; Anthozoa; Malacalcyonacea; Nephtheidae. The record is from RefSeq and is a predicted model, not a curated record. The transcript has a single exon.
AUGUGCUUCAGGUGGAUUGAUGAAAAGCUUAGUGCGCAUGAAGACUUUCUCGGAUUCUACAGUAUCCCAAAUAUUGCCUCUGAAACAAUUGUUUCAGCAAUCAAAGAUAGCCUCAUUCGACUACAACUGCCAAUGUCCCAGUGUAGGGGACAGUGUUAUGAUGGCGCCAGUAACAUGCUUGGCAAAAAAUCUGGUGUGGCAAAACAAAUUCAGGAAUGUGAACCAAAGGCUCUUCCCACACAUUGUCAUGGUCACUCGCUAAGUUUAUCUGUCAAAGACGCAACAAGUCAUUCCAAGAUCUUAUCUGACACCAUGAAUAACACGAAUGAGAUAGUUAAACUCGUGAAGUACUCACCCAAACGAGAAAAUUUAUUCGGAACAUUGAAGGAAAACCUUCAAUACGAGGAUGAAAUGGAUGAAGAUGCGGUAGCUGGUGGACUAACAAAAUUUAGUGCGACUAGGUGGACGGUUCGAGCAAUCUGUUUUGAGAGAGUGAUUGACAAUUAUGAAGUUCUUUUAAAGCUGUGGGACGAAUGCCUUAAAACAAAACUUGAACCAGACGUCCGUGGUCGAAUUAUCGGAUGUAGUACCCAAAUGAAGUCUUUUGACUUUUAUUUUGGAUUACAUCUUGGCAUGAUGAUUUUUAGGCAUACGGACAAUUUGUCAGCAACUUUACAGAAGGCAAAUAUGUCAUCGAUUUCUGGUCAACGUAACGCCAAGCUAACAACCGAUGCAUUGAGAGGAAUACGAAAUGAAGAAUGUUUCAAGGCUUUUUUUCAAACCGUUUUAAAAAAGAAAAAGACCCUGGCAGAUAUUUCGGAACCCAGAUUACCAAGAAAGAGAAAGGCACCGGCAAGAUAUGAAAUGGGAGAAGCAGAACCUUGGCACCCCAAAACAUCAGAAGAUUUGUACAGAAAAAUUUAUUACGAAGCCCUUGAUUUGAUUACAUCGGCUAUUAAUGAACGUUUUGACCAGCCCAGUUUUAAAAGCUAUUCGAAGCUAGAAGCCCUUUUACUAAAGUCCUUAAAAUCAGAAGACAUUUCCCUUGAACUGGCAUUUGUAAAGGAGCUUUACCCUCAGGAUAUAAAAGUAGAGUUUCUUAUCCCGCAACUGGAAAUUUUUAAAAUUCUGAUGAAGGAUAAAAAACCAGAAUGCUUUGCUGAUAUCAUAGACGCAGUGAAAAGUCUGGAUAACCACACUAAACUAAUGAUCGGUGAAGCAAUUACCAUCUGCAAACUUUUAUUGGUUAAUCCGGCAACUAGCGCAACUGGUGAAAGAUCAUUUUCAACGGCACGACGAUUAAAAACAUGGCUUAGGGCAAAUAUGUCACAAAAGAGAUUUAAUCAUCUGGCGAUACUGCACACCCACAAAACACGAACAGAAAGUAUAAAUUUAGUGGACGUAGGCUAG